Monoraphidium neglectum is the source of this 1122-nucleotide messenger RNA. Its product is annotated as Putative tartrate transporter. Gene Ontology annotation, molecular function: transmembrane transporter activity. NCBI's taxonomy places the organism in Eukaryota, Viridiplantae, Chlorophyta, Chlorophyceae, Sphaeropleales, Selenastraceae. Bases 1 to 1122 code for a protein of 373 amino acids. Gene Ontology annotation, biological process: transmembrane transport. The record is from RefSeq and is a predicted model, not a curated record. The transcript has 8 exons. Gene Ontology annotation, cellular component: membrane.
AUGAACCAUCUCGACAGAAGCAACCUGGCGUAUGCAGCGCUGUCAUUUAACCGAGACAACGGGUUUGACAACCAGAUCUAUGCGCUGGGCCAGUCGCUGUUCUUCGUCAGUUUUUGCGUGUUCCAGGUGCCCAGCAACUUGGUGAUGGUCCGCGUUGGCUUCAGGGCAUGGCUUGCGUUCCUGCUGGUGGGAUGGGGCUGUGUUGCUGUGAGCUUCAUGUUCAUCUCAUCAGCCUGGUCCUUCUACCUGUGCCGCGUACUCCUGGGCGUCUUCGAAAGCGGGGCCUUCCCAGCCAUGUGGUACGCCCUCACAGUCUUCUUUCCUCGCCAAAAAAUCACCAAGCCCUUUGCGUACCUUACGAUUGGCAUCAUGCUUGCCAAGGGUUGGCAAUGGCUGUUCAUGAUGGAGGGCAUCCCCUCCAUCCUGCUGGGCGCCCUGGUCUUCUGUGUCCUGCCUGGUUCCAUAGAUGCGGCGCGCUUCCUGACUCCGGCAGAGCGCGACGCGCUGACCACCGAGGUGGCGCGUGACCAUGCGCCGGGCCCUCUGGCUAAGGACUUGAGGGGCGCCGCGCUGCUGCUGCGUGCUGUCAUCAACAACGGCUACAUGUGGGUUGUAUUCACUUGCGCCAUGCUGGCAUCGGUCGCGUCCCACACCUACCUCGCAUACACGCCAAUCAUCAUCAACAGCCUGCUCAAUGGCACGGCGCUAAGCAACAGCGCCAGCGUGGCGGCCGCAAAGGGCAAUGACAGCCUGCUUCCUGUCGCGCUGGCGGUGGUGCCGUACACGCUGGCAUCGAUAUCCAGCUACUUUGUGGCGCACAGCGCGCAGCGCCGCGACGAGCACUUUUGGCACGUCUCUUCGUGCCUGCUGCUGGCUGUCAUCAUGGGCGUGCUGAUGUUCGCCACUGGCGUGCUGAUUGUGAUCCUGCGCACCUGGGUGGUGCACGACGGUGGCCUGCCUGACGGCGGCAAACGCCGCGACUGCACUCUGGCCUGUGGAAGCCGGGGCAGCAGUGAAGGCGCGGCCCGCGCUGCGCCUGAUAGCGACGAGGUGCGCGUUGUGCUUAGCAAGGACGGCGGCCGUGGCGACGCGCCCACCACCCCUAAGGCGUCCAUGGUCUAA